AUGCUCAGUCGCAAUUUUGUGUUCCGUCGUAAGAAUCUUGAUUCGUUCUUGUCUCCACAAUGCCAGAAACUUAUCGACGACCUAAGAUCUUGCAGAGAUAUCGUCCAAGUUUCUCGAAUUCAUGGCUACAUGUUGAAAACGGGAAUCGACAAAGACGAUUUCGCAGUGAGCAAGCUACUUGCUUUCUCCUCUCUACUAGACAUUCGAUACGCUUCGUCGAUCUUCGAGCAUGUUUCCAACACUAAUCUCUUUAUGUUCAACACAAUGCUCAGAGGUUACUCGAUGAGUGAUGAGCCGAAGCGAGCCUUUCGUGUUUUUAACCAAUUGAGAGCUAAAGGUUUGGCCUUGGACCGUUUCUCCUUUAUCACGACUCUUAAAUCAUCUUCUCGUGAAUUGUGUAGUCCAAUUGGUGAGGGAGUGCAUGGGAUCGUUUUGAGAUCUGGGUUCAUGGGUUUUACUGAUUUGAGGAAUGCUCUUCUUCACUUUUACUGUGUUUGCGGGAGGAUCAAUGAUGCUCGGAAAGUGUUCGAUGAAAUGCCGCAUAGUGUUGAUGCUGUUUCGUUUAGUACUUUGAUGAAUGGGUAUCUUCACGUUUCUAAGCAAGCGUUGGUUUUGGAUUUGUUCAGGGUUAUGCGGAAAAAUGAGGUGACCGUUAUUGUCAGUACGCUGCUUAGCUUUCUUUUGGCUACUGGUGAUCUAGGAGACUUGUCUGGAGCAGAAUCUGCUCAUGGGUUAUGUAUCAAGACUGGCCUUGAUUUUGACUUGCAUUUGGUCGCAGCUUUGAUUGGUAUGUACGCCAAAAUUGGGGAUAUUGGUUCAGCACGCAGGAUCUUUGAUUGGGCCAUCCGAAAGGACGUUGUUACAUGGAAUUGUAUGAUUGACCAGUAUGCCAAAAUGGGUUUCCUUGAAGAGUGUUUAUGGCUACUAAGGGAGAUGAAGUAUGAAAGAAUGAAACCUAAUUCAUCUACAUUUGUUGGGCUCUUGUCUUCCUGUGCAAACAAUGAAGCAGCAUGCGUAGGACGGAGGGUUGGUGACUUAGUGGAAGAGGAAAGAAUAGCUCUGGAUGCAAUACUCGGAACCACACUCGUUGAUAUGUAUGCAAAACUUGGAAUGCUUGACAAAGCUGUUGACAUCUUUGAUAGAAUGAAGGAUAAGGAUGUAAAGUCCUGGACCGCAAUGAUCUCGGGUUACGGAGCUCAUGGACUAGCAAGAGAAGCAAUAACACUAUUCAAUAAGAUGGAGGAAGAGAACAGCAAAGUGAGACCCAAUGAGAUUACCUUCUUGGUUGUGUUGAAUGCUUGUAGCCAUGGUGGGUUGGUAAUGGAAGGAGUCAGAUGCUUUAAGAGGAUGGUUGAGGCGUAUCGCUUCACGCCCAAAAUUGAACAUUAUAGUUGUGUAAUUGAUCUUUUGGGUCGAGCGGGGCAGUUAGAGGAAUCAUUCAAGUUAAUAAGGAAUUUACCUAUCACAAGUGAUUCAACAGCUUGGCGUGCUCUGCUAGCUGCUUGUAGAGUCUAUGGGAAUGCAGAUUUGGGGGAAAUUGUGAUGAUGAGAUUGGCUGAAAUGAAUGAGAUACAUCCGGCUGAUACGAUUCUUCUUGCUGGGACACAUGCUGUUGCAGGGAAUUCACAAGGUCAACAAAAAUCAUUAGAUAAUGAGUUGUUUAAAGAGAAAAAAGAAGCUGGAUACAGCGCCAUUGAAAUAGAAUAG
Molecule: messenger RNA, 1707 nt
Organism: Arabis nemorensis
Lineage: Eukaryota; Viridiplantae; Streptophyta; Magnoliopsida; Brassicales; Brassicaceae
Source: the annotation of a GenBank genome assembly